Podarcis muralis (Common wall lizard) is the source of this 2841-nucleotide messenger RNA. The record is from RefSeq and is a predicted model, not a curated record. NCBI's taxonomy places the organism in Eukaryota, Metazoa, Chordata, Lepidosauria, Squamata, Lacertidae.
CUAAGCAUUUCUCUUUACCUGUCACCUGUUUCCAUAAGAAAUGCGUCUUGCACUGAAGUCCAUAGGGGUAUCUUCACCUCCAACCUAGGUUUAUCUCUCCUCCAGAUUCUCAAUAUAGUGCAUCUAACAAAAUGAUUUUGAAAGUCCACAUACACUUUGACCUUCUCAUACCACAGAUAUCCAUGUCACCCAAACCUUAAAUCAUGACCCUCUAAUUCCAAAAUCCCCCUAUUUCUUAGGAUCACUCACUCCUUCAUCCACGCUAAGCAAUAGGUGGCAAAAUACAAUUUCUAAUCAGGCAGUUCCAAUCCUCCCCUUUGCUUUACAUCUUGCAGUACUUUCAUUUUAACUUGUGGUUUUUUCCAUUGCCAUAACACUUAGAUAAACCCCUUUUGCCAUUCUUUAAAUAGUGAAUCAGUCGCGAGAGGUAUUAUUUGAAAUAAAAAUAUCAUUCUAGGCAAAACAUUCAUUUUUAUCACUGAAAUUUUGCCUAGCAAUGACAAUUUUAACUUUUCCCAUCUUGGCAUAAUAAUUCAAGACAGGGGUGCCAGCUUACAUCACAAUCCAAUGUUAAGUUUAUAUUGGGGUUAUCUGGUGCACAGAGGGCAUUUCAGCAAAUGAGCUGCAAAUAGGUAAGUUGUUAGGUGAGCAGCCUGGGAGGGAAAGUGUUCUGGGAUUUAAAAGCUGCCUAAAAACAAUAUUCAUCUGCUUUUCUUUUUUCAUAGAUUACGAUGUCGAUUUUCUGGAUAAUUCUCUUGGUGUCAAUUUCUGGCACCAAACAUGCUGAGGAGGAGUGCGAGAGCGACCUGGUGGAGCGAAUGCCUGCCCUGGAAGGUCCGUUUUCGGCUCUCCAUACCAUGAAGAUGACAAAUACCUCAUUUGUCAACUGCAUAAACGAUCCACCAGGACCUGCCAAGUUGGGCAUGGAAAACGUGGGUGAAAAAGCCAGAAAGAAAACCUGAUUCAACUGGAAGCGGUAGUUCCAAAAUGGUUGCAAGGGACCUGAAAUUCCUCGACUCCUUGAAGACUUCUGACAAAGAGAAUUUCCUCCCAGCUGUAAUGAAGAGAAGUAGAGAGAAGUUGUGGACUUUCAGCCAGGUGGACUUUCAGCCAUCUUUCAUAGAGCCAGCUGUAUCAUCUGCCUGCAAAGGCUUGUGCCAAGGAGUUGGAUCCAUGGAAGCGUACGACCGGGUGGCAAAGGUGGUGGCCCCAAAACAUCAAGAACUCAGGAAAGAGGAAGGGUUGCUCACUCUACUGAUGCAGAAGCUCAAUACGGAUAGAGACGAACUAAAGAAAGUAAUUGACCGCCUCCGGGACCUGAACGAUGAACUUGAAUCACUUACUAAGCGGAAGAAAGAGCUUGAAAACAGCAUUGAGGAAUGCUCUUAUAAGCUGGAAAGGGCUGAAAAGAUGAGCUUGGGAGGAAAGGAGGAUAGGGGCACGGAAGCAGCACGCUAUAAUCUUUCCAUUAUCAAGGUGUCUGACUCCACUUACGUAAGGACUUUGGAGAACGCCAUCCAGUUUGGAACCCUAGUCUUGCUUGAAAAUAUCGGCAAAGAAGAGUUGGGUGCCCUCUCAGAGCCAGUGCUGCUAAUGGCAACUUUCAAACAGCAGGGUGUAGAGUACAGGAGACUGAGAGAGAAUGUUAUGGAGUACUCAAGCAAUUUCAAGCUUUUACUCAAUGGAUUUCAAGUGGAAUACUACUUGGAGGAGUCUGACCAGGUCACCAAGGAGCCCAUGUCUCUGGUUAUGUUGAAACAGGUAGAUUUUAUGAAAAUUUGCAUCUGUUUUCAUUAUCUGCCAUAUCUGUUGCAAGCUCAGUAUUAUGAGGAGAGACUGAGAGAGAACUUUAUUGAGUACUCAAGCAAUUUCAAGUUUUUACUCAAUGGAUUUCAAGUGGAAUACUACUUGGAGGAGUUUGAUCAGGUCACCAAGGCGCCCCUGACAGCUCUUCAGCUGACCUGGAUUCAGACCUCCGCAGAAACGGAGAAAAUGGUGGUUCUCUUAGAAAAAGUAACCACUGAGGUUUCUGAUGCCAAGGAACAGCUAGUGGGUGCAGAUGAAAAGGAAGCCAAUGAAGCGGCCGCUAUUGCCCAGGGUAUUCAGGAGGAGUGCGAGGGAGACCUUGCCGAGGCAAUGACAGCCCUGGACCCUCCCGUUUCGGCUCCCCUUGCCCUGAACCUGCCAAAUAUCUCCUUUUUCAAACCCAUGCCGGAUCCACCAAUACCAGUCAAGCUGGCCAUGGAGAGCGUGAAAGAAGGGGCCAGGGCCGUUGAAGAGCACGACCGUGCCGCAAAUGUGGUGGCACCCAAACAUGAACAACUGAGAGAAGCUGACGGUUUUCCCCUGCACGCCGCGCACUCCUGCGCGGAAGCCUCCCCGGAGUGGUCCUCUCCUCAUCCCUUCGCCAUCCGCGUUUGCCAUCCCUUGGCCACCAGCUGCCGUUCCUUCGAGGAAGCCCAGAGCGCGCAGAAGAAGCCCGUUCUGCUGGCGCGCGUCUCUCCCAUUCCCCAUCCAGCCGCGCGGUGCCAGAAUGCCAACAACGACGACCGCUUGCGCUCCGCCCCGUGCACUGUCACCGAGAGAAGCGGGAGGGAGGGGGAGAAAUGCAGCGGCAGCAGUAGCGGCGGCGCCGGCGUUACUCCAAGCAGCCACAGCUCCAGCCACUACACUCCCAGCCAGCGAGCGAGGGAGAUCUCCGGCGAGACUCAGCGGGCGCCAGGGCGAGCCGGGACCCCGCUCUCUCUCUCUCUUUGUGACCCCAGCCUCGCAGCCGCGCCAAAGGGGACAGAGGAGCAAAGGAACGAGCCAGCUGGUCGAUCCGGUUCUUAUUGCUGUUGA